AUGAAUUGGUUUAAACAGACACUCGCAAAUGUCGUGGGAACUGAGGAACCAGAGUAUGGUUCUGCAGGUAUUCGCACGGUAACAGCUCAAGCUGAGAAAACUCCCUACACCGAGUUGACGAAGACCGAUUUGAAAUGGAAGGCUCAAGAGAGUACAAAUGUAGAGACUCAGACCUUCUAUAUGAUCUCAGAUGAGGGUAAAGUCGCAUCUGUUCAGAUGAUUUACAACAAUGUGGCCGGACUUCGAACAACUUGUCAACUGAACGUCAAAGUAUUCAACCACAAAGGUCCAAAACAAUCUGACCAUCUCUGGCUUUCAGAUGCACUCGAGAACUAUGCGGCUCGUAAUGAGUCUGGACUUGUCAACCUUGUAUUCAAACGCGCAGCCCCUGGCUUCCAGGUGGGAGAGAAUGGAACCACCUACUACGGUACUGAUCCCGCUGCACCAUGGGGAGAGAUGAGACAUCGAUUCUGGCCUCGUUGCACCGUCACCGGUACAAUCACCACACCCGAGAAGAACUACGACUUCAAAGGACGCGGAAUUUUCAUUCACGCCAUUCAAGGCAUGAAGCCUCACCAUGCUGCAGCAAAAUGGAAUUUUGUAACUUUCCAAACACCUACGUACUCCGCUAUCAUGAUGGAGUUCACAACUCCUGCUUCUUACGGCCAUACCUCUGUGAAUGUUGGAGGUAUUGUAAAGGACGGCGAGAUCGUAUAUGCCGGCGCUACCAACACUGUAAAGCAUACUGAGUCGAAGGAAGACCCAGAGACCAUGUGGCCCGAACCUAUCUCAGCUGAGUAUAAAUGGGAUGGCAAGAGCAAAUCUGGUGAAUUCUCUGCAGUUCUCAGUGGACCGCUCGGGGAAAGGACAGACAGAGUUGAUAUUCUAUCCCACAUUCCCAGCUUUAUCAAAUCGGUUGUUGGAGGAGUUGUGGGAACCAGACCUUUCUGUUACCAGUGGGCUAUCCCUCCAACUGACUCCCUCGUCCUUAAGAUUAAGGAUGGCGAGACAGCUGUGGAGGAGCAAGGUACACUCUUUGGUGAAUCAACCUUCAUCUUGUAG
Messenger RNA from Botrytis sinoallii, 1062 nucleotides. RefSeq lists its product as uncharacterized. NCBI's taxonomy places the organism in Eukaryota, Fungi, Ascomycota, Leotiomycetes, Helotiales, Sclerotiniaceae. The transcript has 5 exons. Bases 1 to 1062 code for a protein of 353 amino acids. Gene Ontology annotation, biological process: response to oxidative stress. Gene Ontology annotation, cellular component: cytoplasm. The record is from RefSeq and is a predicted model, not a curated record.